Molecule: messenger RNA, 2428 nt
Organism: Eptesicus fuscus (big brown bat)
Lineage: Eukaryota; Metazoa; Chordata; Mammalia; Chiroptera; Vespertilionidae
Gene: WNT3A
Product: Wnt family member 3A
Exons: 4
Coding region: 99-1157 (352 amino acids)
Biological process (GO): neuron differentiation; cell fate commitment; multicellular organism development
Cellular component (GO): extracellular region
Molecular function (GO): cytokine activity; frizzled binding
Source: RefSeq, a predicted model, not a curated record
CACCCCGCACACCCUGUGGCCGCAAGAAGACCCAGCGCCGCCGCCCGCCAGCUUCCAGGGCCCCGGCCCGCCUGGCGCCCGCGCUCUGCCUCCCCGCGAUGGCCCCGCUUGGGUACUUCUUAUUCCUCUACGGCGUGAAGCAGGCGUUGGGCAGCUACCCGAUCUGGUGGUCCCUGGCUGUCGGGCCCCAGUACUCGUCCCUGGGCACACAGCCCAUCCUUUGCGCCAGCAUCCCGGGCCUAGUACCCAAACAGCUGCGCUUCUGUCGGAACUACGUGGAGAUCAUGCCCAGCGUGGCAGAGGGCGUCAGGAUCAGCAUCGAGGAGUGCCAGCACCAGUUCCGCGGCCGCAGGUGGAACUGCACCACCAUCAACAACAGCCUGGCCAUCUUCGGCCCCGUGCUGGACAAAGCCACCCGGGAGUCCGCCUUCGUGCACGCCAUUGCCUCCGCCGGAGUGGCCUUCGCAGUGACACGCUCCUGCGCCGAGGGCUCCGCUGCCAUCUGCGGAUGCAGCAGCCGUCACCAGGGCUCGCCAGGCCACGGCUGGAAAUGGGGUGGCUGCAGCGAGGACAUCGAGUUUGGUGGGAUGGUGUCUCGGGAGUUCGCGGACGCGAGAGAGAAUAGGCCUGACGCCCGCUCUGCGAUGAACCGCCACAACAAUGAGGCUGGGCGCCAGGCCAUCGCAAGUCACAUGCACCUCAAGUGCAAGUGCCACGGGCUGUCGGGCAGCUGCGAGGUGAAGACCUGCUGGUGGUCGCAGCCCGACUUCCGCGCCGUCGGCGACUUCCUGAAGGACAAGUACGACAGCGCCUCGGAGAUGGUGGUGGAGAAGCACCGCGAGUCGCGCGGCUGGGUGGAGACGCUGCGGCCGCGCUACACCUACUUCAAGGUGCCCACGGAGCGCGACCUGGUCUACUACGAGGCCUCGCCCAACUUCUGCGAGCCGAACCGCGAGACCGGCUCCUUCGGCACGCGCGACCGCACCUGCAACGUGAGCUCGCCGGGCAUCGACGGCUGCGACCUGCUGUGCUGCGGCCGGGGCCACAACGCGCGCGCGGAGCGGCGCCGGGAGAAGUGCCUCUGCGUGUUCCACUGGUGCUGCUACGUGAGCUGCCAGGAGUGCGCGCGCGUCUACGACGUGCACACCUGCAAGUAGGGGCGCGCCGGGCUCGGGGCCGGCCCCUCCCGGACGGGGCGGGGUCCUCUGAUGGAGCCCGCGUGCGGCCAGAGUAGCUGGCGGUUCUUCCCGACAGGUUCGGAGCUCCUCCCGGCUGGGGCGGGGCUCUGGGGCUGAGGCUUUUGGAUGCGGGCGGGGUCUUCUCUGGGGACCCAGCUCCCUUGCGGGGAAUUCCGCCCUGCCACCUCGUCCUAGCAGCCCAUUUGUAAGGUUCCAUCCAACCCAACUCUUCUAUGUAGAGCAGCUGUCCUGACAAACAGCGGCCGAGACCCCCGUCCCCCAGCCUCUUCCUCUGAAGUCUGGCGCUCUGGAAAGGCCUGACAUCUGCCAGCGCUCCCAACCAAUCCCACGGAGAGAGCCCACGCCUUGCAGAGCCCCACGAACCAGCUGGGCCUGGGGGAAGGAGCGGCCUGGCGGCAGAGGCGAGCAGGAGGCUGGGCCCUGAAACCUGGCUCUGCCCGGGCUGUCAUGUGUGAGGCAAUCAGACAUCAGGCUCUCUUCCAGGGACUGUUACUGCUGUCGCCCAAGCCCUGGCUGCGACAGCCCACUGUGGAGCCCUUCCGCCUCCCUUCCUCAGGUCUUUCACCUGCACCCCAUCCACAGGAGAGGAGCAUCGCCUUCUGUCCCAGCCCUACCCUACCUCCCUCUUGGCCUCAGCACCUCCCCCACCUUCCUCAUCCGCCCAGGACUGCUGGCCUGCACCACCCCAGCUCCAUCAUCCUGCCUUGGAAGCUUAUUUGGGGUAGGGUUGGGUUGUUUGGGAGGUUUUAGUAGGAGGAGCCACACCUGGGGGCUGCAGAGGACCCUCAGCCCCCAGAGGAGUGGUAUCCCCUUGCAGCCCUGGUAGUUAGGACUGAUCCCCUGGGGCUCCUGCUGCAGCUGUGGUGUGCCAGACUUGCCACACUGGCCACUGUCCUGGAGCAUGUGGCUGGCUGCUCAGCCAGCCUCACCUUCUGACUAAUCCACCCAGCCCAGGAAGUGCUGGCUUCUGGAUCCCUCAGCCAAUGCCCAGGCCAGGCCUCUUCUCACUCAGACUCUGCCACUGUGAAACAUCCCCCAGUCCCCAGGCAGGGGGAGGAGGCCAGCCAGAGAGGGAUGGCUGCACGCCUCCGAGGACAAGACCUUCCUCUGCCUUGAAUUUUGUGUUUUUGGUUUUAAUUUUAUUUCUGAUGCUGCUAUAUUCACCAUACACUGGAGCUAAUCAAACAGAUGUGUUGUUGUUUUUUCCCUUUUCUUUCUAUGAAAGAAAU